AUGAAGGCCUUCAUCCUGCUGUCGCUGUUCGUUGCCGGUGCCUUGGCUGGCGUUGAGGAGAGCAUCUGGCUGUCCAAGCAGGUGCGCCUGGAUGCCGGCACCAGCGCCGAGUACAAUGGCCGCAUCGUCGGCGGCUCGACCGUCCCGAUCAGCCAGUUCCCGUACCAGCUGUCGCUGCGCCAGAACGGCAACCACAUCUGCGGUGCCUCGGUUAUCUCCUCCAACUGGGCUCUGUCCGCUGCUCACUGUACCUUCCCGAUGCCGAGCGCUGCCUCCAUCUCGUUCCGCGGUGGUAGCGACAGCCGUACCGGCGGUGGUGUCAUCUUCCAGGCCGCCCAGAUCAUCAACCACCCGCAGUACAACAGCAACAACCUGAACAACGAUGUGUGCGUUAUCCGUAUCACCACCUCGUUCGUCGGUGCCAACAUUGCCCCGAUCCGUCUGGUCGCUAGCGGAACCAGCUUCGCUGCCGGCACCAACAGCGUCGUCUCUGGAUGGGGUCUGACCUCUCCCGGAGGAUCGCUGCCGGUUAACCUACACGCCGUCAACAUCCCGGUCGUCGCCCAGGCUACCUGCAGCUCGCAGUGGGGAACUGGACGUAUCACCGCCGCCAUGGUGUGCGCUGGUGUUCAGGGCCGCGACUCGUGCAACGGUGACAGCGGUGGCCCGCUGGUCACUGGUGGAGCCCAGUUCGGUGUUGUCUCGUGGGGUGCAGUGCAGUGCGGUGGACCUCUGCCGGGAGUGUACGCCAACAUUGGUAACGCCGGCAUCCGCAGCUUCAUCAGCCAGAACACUGGAGUGUAAGAAGCGACUGAUGCGCUCUUUCUAACGAGUCAAACGAAUGGAUAAUUAAAACCAAAACGCUAACGCAACAAA
This is a messenger RNA of Anopheles gambiae (African malaria mosquito), 876 nucleotides long. RefSeq names its product trypsin alpha-3. The transcript is spliced from 3 exons. Lineage: Eukaryota; Metazoa; Arthropoda; Insecta; Diptera; Culicidae. Bases 1 to 804 code for a protein of 267 amino acids. Gene Ontology annotation, molecular function: serine-type endopeptidase activity. The record is from RefSeq and is a predicted model, not a curated record. Gene Ontology annotation, biological process: proteolysis.